AUGAACAGGCACUACGCCUCUCCGAAGGGCCAUUCGGCUUUUCCCUUCCCCAUCGCGUCAAAUCGCUUUCAGCCUCGCCCACAGCCUGCCUUUCGCCGCCGACGACAGCUUUUCCACCGACUCCUUCUCCUCGGCGGAAUUUCCUUCCUCUUAUUCCUCCUCAUCUUCCCGUCCUGGCGCGCGGCCAUUCUUCCGGCGAUCUCUCUCGGACUCGUCAAUCAUUCGGAGGAGCUGCAUCAUCUCCAAACGGUCCGAUACUAUGAUCUCUCCGAUGUUCAGGGAACGGAAAAGGGUUGGGAGCGUGGGGAGCGCGUGCUGAUGCUCACGCCGUUACGUGAUGCCUCGUCCCAUCUACCCAUGUUCUUCUCGCACCUUCGCAACCUGACCUACCCGCACAACCUGAUCGACUUGGCCUUUUUGGUCUCCGACUCGCGCGACGACACAAUGGAGAUGCUGUCUCGUAUGCUACAGGAGGUACAAGACGACCCGGAUCCGAAGAUGAAUUUUGGUGAAAUUUCCGUGAUUCAGAAGGACUUUGGUCAGAAAGUGCAGCAGGACGUGGAAAGUCGACAUGGUUUUGAGGCUCAGGCGAGCCGGCGAAAACUGAUGGCUCAAGCCCGGAACUGGCUACUCAGUGCAACAUUACGUCCCACCCACAGCUGGGUCUAUUGGCGAGAUGCGGACGUUGAGACCGCCCCGACCACGAUCAUUGAAGACCUAAUGCGACACAACAAGGAUGUCACCGUUCCCAACGUCUGGCGCCCACUUCCAGAUUGGCUCGGUGGCGAGCAACCCUACGACCUGAAUUCGUGGCAAGAGUCAGAAACGGCACUGGCCCUAGCUGAUAGUCUGGAUGAGGAUGCGGUCAUUGUGGAGGGGUAUGCGGAAUACGCAACAUGGCGCCCUCAUCUGGCUUACCUCCGCGACCCGUAUGGCGAUCCCGACAUGGAAAUGGAGCUCGACGGCAUCGGUGGUGUCAGUAUCUUGGCCAAGGCGCGCGUCUUCCGCUCAGGAGUCCAUUUCCCGGCCUUUAGUUUUGAGAAGCAUGCGGAGACGGAAGGCUUUGGAAAGAUGGCCAGACGUAUGAACUUCUCUGUGAUUGGACUCCCACAUUACACCAUUUGGCACUUGUAUGAACCGAGUCUGGAUGACUUGCGCCACAUGGAGGAGAUGGACCGAGAACGCGAAGCCCGUGAAGAGGAGGAGCGUCAGCGCCAAUCUCAAGAGCAGGAGAAGGGUCAUGAUGAUGCAAAAUCUGGUCGCUCGUCAGCGUCCGAUGCAGGUUCUAGCGAGAAGUCAGGCUGA
Penicillium diatomitis is the source of this 1305-nucleotide messenger RNA. RefSeq names its product ANP1/MMN9/VAN1 family protein. Gene Ontology annotation, molecular function: alpha-1,6-mannosyltransferase activity. Bases 1 to 1305 code for a protein of 434 amino acids. Gene Ontology annotation, biological process: protein N-linked glycosylation; cell wall mannoprotein biosynthetic process. The record is from RefSeq and is a predicted model, not a curated record. NCBI's taxonomy places the organism in Eukaryota, Fungi, Ascomycota, Eurotiomycetes, Eurotiales, Aspergillaceae. The transcript has 4 exons. Gene Ontology annotation, cellular component: mannan polymerase complex.